AUUUUAUAGACGCGCCGAAUUGACACCGCGCAAACUGAGUUUUUUUUGUACAAAUAAUUGUUAUAACUGAAGAAGUAACGCGUAUACUUCAAGAAAUUAGGCUUUACUCGGUUUUCGUGAGUGUGAGAUUUGGUGCAAAGCGAGAAGCGCAAAUUGCGGUAAAAACUUGGACUUUGUCAUGUUUCGCAGCAGCCUGGAGGGCAACGCCACAAACGACAACUAUGCGGCGUUCCAUAGCAGGGGCGGCCUCAAUCUGCUGGGCCUCCAAGACCUGUACUUGGACACGGCAUCCACGCUAGGUUCUGGCAGCUCCAGUCUGCCACCGACGCCCAGCGUCUCGUCGGGCACACUGAGUCCCCCCAGCACUCCUCUGACCCCGGAACCCCAGCAAUACGGUUCCCAGACUCAGUUCCCCCUGCUGACGGGCAACAGUAACAUGAACAUGAACAUGAACAUGGGCCUUCACACCGGCCAGAACAUGCUGCUGCACCAGCAUUACCAAUACCACCUGAUCAUCCAGCAGCAGCAGCAGCAGUUGGCGCUGGCCAACCAUCACUUGGCGCUGGCCGCAUCCGCGGCCGCUUCUGGCGUGAACCAUCAGCAGAAGGAUGAAAUAGCGCGCUCCUUGAAAGUAUUUGCUCAGCUGACAAGCGGCCCGGCAGAAAAUGUGCCCGGCUCCACGCAGGAUGUUAUGCAGGAGUUUGCGAGCAACGGAUACGCCAGUGAUGAUCUCAAUUGCUUUGCUUACAGUCCGGCCCCUUCGCCGGCAAAUCAGCUGCACCGCAAUUUAGCCGCUGCCGGAGCAGCAGCCAAUCAUCCACCUCAGGUUGUGCCCGCACCUGCCCCACUGUCCGCACGCUGGCUCCAAAACUAUCGCGAGCAGCUGAACAAUGUGUGGCGCUCUAUGGCCUACAUGCCCUGCAUUGGCACCAAUGCCAAUGCGGGACUGCAGGUCCACGCGCAGGCUCAGGCAGCAUCAAACAAUCUGAGCGCCAUGGGACUAGGGCUGCCGUUGCAGCCGGAUCAUUUCCGACAUGGCAGCAAUCCAAGUAACAACAACAACAAGAUGAACAAGCGCUACAAGCCCAAAGAGAUCAGCCGCCAUUGCGUGUUCUGUGAGAACAACAACGAACCCGAGGCGGUGGUGAACAGUCACUCGGUGCGCGACAAUUUCAAUCGCGUACUGUGCCCCAAGCUGCGCACCUAUGUGUGCCCGAUUUGCGGGGCAUCGGGCGAUUCGGCACACACCAUCAAAUACUGCCCGAAGAAGCCGAUCAUAACCAUGGAAGAUGCCAUCAAUGCGGAGUCAUUCCGCCUGGCAAAAAGCAGCUACUACAAGCAGCAGAUGAAGGUUUAGAAAAAGUCUAGCCGAAGAACCCACACGGAACUCUGGCAGUUUUAAGCUGCGCGUAUAUAGCUUUAUAUAUAUGCGAUUUCGGUUCCUGAGCUAGAUACUAGAUAUUAGCGCCUGGCGCGUUCGAUUUUAUUGUUUCUUAAACUAGUCUGCGGCUAAGAGUGUAGUCAGUGACUGAUUACUCAAAUCAAAUCAAAAUUUUUUCUCAUAUCGGAACCAUUUUUUUACAUCAUAAAUCAAUGUUUCUACAAACCAAAUAAUUAACUAAUAAUUAGGAAUACUCACAACAUCGUUAUACUUGUUAAAUCGUGCGUGCCGAUAGAAACA
Messenger RNA from Drosophila persimilis, 1681 nucleotides. RefSeq names its product protein nanos (gene nanos). Gene Ontology annotation, molecular function: mRNA binding; zinc ion binding. Gene Ontology annotation, biological process: oogenesis; negative regulation of translation. The transcript has 4 exons. Gene Ontology annotation, cellular component: perinuclear region of cytoplasm. Bases 179 to 1357 code for a protein of 392 amino acids. The record is from RefSeq and is a predicted model, not a curated record. NCBI's taxonomy places the organism in Eukaryota, Metazoa, Arthropoda, Insecta, Diptera, Drosophilidae.